AUGGUGAUCAAGAACACAAAAGUGUUCAAGGCUGCCUGGCGACACGCUGCCCAACUCAUACAAAACCGGCUUCCAGAGGCCAUACGGCCAACACAUGCCCAACUUAAGCCAAUACUCGUAAGAAAUGCGCCUCAACAUGCGCUACACCGCAUUGCGCUGCUCAAGCAGAGCAAAGGCCGAUGGUACACUACGCACUCGGCCAUUUCAUCCACCAUCCGUCGGUUCACGUCUUCGGCGGCUCAAUCAGGCGUCAGGUUUGACAAGUCGUCCUUUCCGAAGUCGCGCAUCGGUAGCAUUGUGACCGCACACGCCGGCCGCACACCAUUUGCCUCCACUCUACGUCCUAACCUAACUGGUGGUACCCUAGGGCGCACUGCUGGAGGUUACGGCUGGGGUUCAGGCAGGACUGGAGGAGCUCGUUAUUUCUCUCAUGGACCAGCUGCACCUGCUCAGGUCAUCCAGAACGUUUCGCAGGCCGUCAGAGCAUUCCUCGUCGGCGGCCAGAAGGCCCAAUUCGAUGGUGUCAACCCGCACAAUGGCGAGAAACGCUUUAAAACGGUGACCGCUCUACAGGACUCGGUAAACCGCACCCUUAGCGGAAUACCAAAAGCCUCUCCUGGAGCUUAUGUCAGCUUCAACAUUAAUCCUACCGUCACGGCUCUUACCCCAUUGAAGGCUGUGAAGGGUUUCGCCUCCUUUGCCGUAGAGAAGGAGUCUCUGAACAGCGAGGGUCUUUUGAACAUUCUAUCCGUGGACUUCUCGCGAGCCGUAAAGGAACUUGCAGAUGUUUUGAAGGAUCUCCAACGUCUGUCAUCACUUGGAGACCUUCCAAUCUCGUACGAGCAAUCGACCCUCAAAGUGCAUUUUCCCGGCUGUGAUGCACAGUCAGUGGAAACGAUUUGCAACGAAUUGGAAGUACAACGAGGCGUUGUCCAUCAAGAGGAAGACUUUGAUGCCUUCGUCGGUACAGACAUUGCUUUACUAUUCCCUUUUGCUCCAAGCCAAACUCCUUCAGAGUGUGAAUUCUACAACGAGCCUGUCGUCGGCCGGCAACAUGUGCAGCCUAUUAUCAAUUGGCAACAUAUGCUAUCGCCAUCUACUGUUGAGUCAGAAGACUAUUCUGUGCGUUCGGAGCAGAGUUACGAGGUUCUUCACGAUGUUCUCUUGGAGACUAAUCCGUGGCUCCCGUCGUCGCUAUCUGGUUACGAUAGCUUGCACACUAGCGAAGCAGAUGAUAUGGAUAUACAUACACCUCUUGAGUACACAAAUGUUGAGGCUAUGUACAGGUUCAUGGCACAGUGCGAGUCAAGUGGACGAUGA
Messenger RNA from Plenodomus lingam JN3, 1320 nucleotides. RefSeq lists its product as uncharacterized. The record is from RefSeq and is a predicted model, not a curated record. NCBI's taxonomy places the organism in Eukaryota, Fungi, Ascomycota, Dothideomycetes, Pleosporales, Leptosphaeriaceae. Gene Ontology annotation, molecular function: proteasome binding. Gene Ontology annotation, biological process: proteasome assembly.